This is a messenger RNA of Aspergillus mulundensis, 624 nucleotides long. RefSeq names its product adenylyl-sulfate kinase. The record is from RefSeq and is a predicted model, not a curated record. NCBI's taxonomy places the organism in Eukaryota, Fungi, Ascomycota, Eurotiomycetes, Eurotiales, Aspergillaceae. Gene Ontology annotation, biological process: sulfate assimilation. The transcript has 2 exons. Bases 1 to 624 code for a protein of 207 amino acids. Gene Ontology annotation, molecular function: ATP binding; adenylylsulfate kinase activity.
AUGGCCACGAACAUCACCCACCACGCCGGCAUCACGCGCAAGGAGCGCAAUGACCUCCGCAAGCAACAAGGUCUCACAAUCUGGCUGACCGGUCUCUCCGCCUCCGGAAAGUCCACCAUCGCUGUCGAACUCGAAAGACAGCUGCUGGCGCGCGGCCUGCACGCCUACCGCCUGGACGGCGACAACGUCCGCUUCGGUCUCAACAAGGAUCUCGGUUUUUCUGAUGCCGACCGUAACGAGAACAUCCGCCGCAUCGCGGAGGUCGCGAAGCUCUUCGCUGACAGCUCUUCCAUCGCCAUCACAUCUUUCAUCUCGCCGUUCCGCGCGGACCGUGACACAGCGCGCAAGCUGCAUGAGGUUCCUACACCUAAUGAUACGACCGGUCUGCCGUUUGUGGAGGUCUUCGUUGAUGUUGACCUCAAGGUUGCGGAGGCUCGCGAUCCAAAGGGGCUGUACAAGAAGGCGCGCGAGGGCGUGAUCAAGGAGUUCACUGGCAUUAGUUCUCCGUACGAGGCUCCUGAGAAGCCCGAGGUUCACAUCAAGAACAACGACGAUCUGCCGAUUGCGGACGCUGUGAAGCAGAUCAUCGACUACUUGGACGGCAAGCAGCUGCUCAAGGCUUAA